Molecule: messenger RNA, 1334 nt
Organism: Neogale vison (American mink)
Lineage: Eukaryota; Metazoa; Chordata; Mammalia; Carnivora; Mustelidae
Gene: SFXN5
Product: sideroflexin 5
Exons: 15
Coding region: 316-1302 (328 amino acids)
Biological process (GO): citrate transport; mitochondrial transmembrane transport; monoatomic ion transport
Cellular component (GO): mitochondrial inner membrane
Molecular function (GO): monoatomic ion transmembrane transporter activity; citrate transmembrane transporter activity
Source: RefSeq, a predicted model, not a curated record
CCUUAGCCUACGUCCACCAGUUUUUAACAUUCUUGUUGCACUUCCUUUAUUAUUCUUUUUGUCUACAGGUGAUCAGAAGGUCUAGAAACAGAGCAAAUAUCCAUGAUAUCAUCAAGGACAUCUUCAGUCUGUAAAGAAAAGAACUCACAUGAAAGUAUUCACUUUCCAGAUUGCACUGUUGCCCGCUGUGUUUAUACAAGUAAUUUUUCUCAGCCCUUUGAGAGUGAGUUAUAUCCAUUGAUCCCUGACUACUUUCAUGUAUCAUAAGAACGAGGGCAUUCUGAGAUUGCUGUCUUCAUCCCCUCGAAUAGCUACAUGGUGUUGAGUCAUAUGAGCGGACCAUUGUUUGUGGAACAAUUCACCUUCGCAAACAACGCAGAGACGUCCUUCUACGGCCGCUUCAGGCACUUCUUGGACAUCAUCGAUCCUCGAACACUCUUUGUCACUGAGAGACGUCUCAGAGAGGCUGUGCAGCUGCUGGAGGACUACAAGCAUGGGACCCUGCGCCCAGGCGUCACCAAUGAACAGCUCUGGAGUGCACAGAAAAUCAAGCAGGCUAUUCUACACCCAGAUACCAAUGAGAAGAUCUUCAUGCCCUUCAGAAUGUCAGGUUACAUUCCUUUUGGAACGCCAAUUGUAGUGGGUCUUCUCUUGCCCAACCAGACGCUGGCAUCCACUGUCUUCUGGCAGUGGCUGAACCAGAGCCAUAAUGCUUGUGUCAACUAUGCAAACCGCAAUGCCACCAAGCCUUCUCCUGCAUCCAAGUUCAUCCAGGGCUACCUGGGAGCUGUCAUUAGUGCCGUCUCCAUCGCUGUGGGCCUUAAUGUCCUGGUUCAGAAAGCCAACAAGUUCACCCCAGCCACCCGCCUUCUUGUCCAGAGAUUUGUGCCGUUCCCCGCCGUAGCCAGUGCCAACAUCUGCAACGUGGUCCUGAUGCGGUAUGGGGAGCUGGAGGAAGGCAUUGAUGUCCUGGAUGGUGACGGCAACCUCGUGGGCUCCUCCAAGAUUGCAGCCAGACAUGCCCUGCUGGAGACGGCGCUGACGCGAGUGGUCCUCCCCAUGCCCAUCCUGGUGCUCCCCCCGAUCGUCAUGUCCAUGCUGGAGAAGACGGCUCUCCUGCAGGCACGGCCCCGGCUCCUCCUCCCCGUGCAAAGCCUUGUGUGCCUGGCGGCCUUCGGCCUGGCCCUGCCACUGGCCAUCAGCCUCUUCCCGCAGAUGUCAGAGAUCGAGACAUCCCAGUUAGAGCCUGAGAUUGCCCGGGCCACGAGUAGUCGGACAGUGGUGUACAACAAGGGGCUGUGAGUGGUGGCCAGCCGGCCUGGGGCCGGAGUGUG